AUGACGACAGAAGCACCCAUUCAAACAAAAGAGCCCCUUGGUUCUGGUAUGGACACUGGUGUCCCAUUAUUUGCAGACAUGGGGGGGAUCACAGGAAACAUGUUACUGCUCUGCCUUAUCGGCUUAACUAAUGCAAAUACCAGUCCUUCAUUUAACAAGGUGGUUUACAAUGUGUGUGAAGACACACCCAAAGGUUCCUAUGCAUUUACUAUAAAUGCAACAGACGCAGAAGGGGACACAUUGACAUUUUCACUCACUGAGCCCAAUGCCGCAUUUUUCAAAGUAGACAGUGCCACUGGGAGAGUAUCAGUCGAAAGAGAACUAGACAGAGAAGCUACUUCUUCUUCUAAUGUAAUGCCGCUUGGAGUUUCUGUCUUUGAUGGUGCCAAUCGUAGAUCAGGAAAUUUAACUAUAAUAUUAGAUGAUGCCAACGACAACCCACCCAUAUUUGUGAAGUCUUCAUAUGAUGCUACCGUCCUAGAAAAUACCCCUGUAGGUACGAGUCUUUUUAGGGUGCAGGCAACGGAUAAAGAUAUUUCAAGUGCUGGUGUUGUUCAAUACAACAUUGAUUCAGUUAUUCCAGAAGAUGGAACCAGUCUUUUUAGCAUCAUAGCCACGACUGGUGAAGUCAGAUUAAGUGGACGUCUGAAUUUUACCGAAUUAAGCACUUUCUAUCGCCUGACAAUUAACGCAACUGAUGGUGGAGGCUCGUGUUUUUAUACAACGCCUGUUUACCUGCAUAGCCUUACGUUUUCCAUCAUUACGGUUGUGGAUGUCCCAGACCUCGACCCACUUUUCAUUCAUACUCCCUAUGUAGAGAAAGUUAAAGAGAAUUCUCCUCCGGGCACGUCUGUGUUAAAAGUUUCUGCCAUAGACCAGGACUUCGGAAUCAAUGAUGAUAUCAUCUAUAGCAUUGAAGAUUCAACAGCAGAGGGCUUGUUUACAAUCUCACCAACUGACGGCGUCAUAUCUGUAUUUUCAAACAUUGACAGAGAAGCUAUUGGUGACAGAGUUACCCUGACUGUAAAGGCUACUGAGUCUAAUGAAAACAUCCACGGGAUCCGUGCCAGCACCACAGCAGAUGCACAGAUCGACAUCACUGACGUCAAUGACAACAAGCCAGAGUUUUACAAGUGUGGACAUUCCUGUGUGAAAGAGAGUCACUUUACAGAAGAGGUCAAAGAGCACUCGUUGGGCUCCAUUUCCUUCAAUAUGACGGUCAGAGAUCUGGAUAGGUUUUCUACAACUAAACUAACCUUGGAGGGAGUUGACAAGGAUGUGUUUUCCGUGGAACCUCAAUCUACCACGUCAGACAGCAUUGUUCAGUUUAUGGUCAAGGAGCCCCAGGAGCUGGAUUUUGAAAAGAAACAGCAAAUGGUUCUACAAGUCAUUGCCAUAGAUGAAGAGGAACCCACCUUCCAAUCCACUGCUACAGUUACUAUUAUAAUCAAGGACGACAAUGACAACAGCCCAGUGUUCCCACAAGACACAUAUAAAUUGAAGGUGGCUGAGCACUCUCCUGUUGGGACAAUAUUGGCUCACGUUACUGCAGAUGAUCCUGAUACGAUGGAUCAAGGCAACAUCACCUACAGACUUCUUCCAGACAGCAUACUACCGUAUUUUGACGUGGAUCCGCAUACGGGCGCAGUUUAUGUGAAGAACGAAAGUCUGGUGGAUCGUGAGCUCAGAUCUCUGUAUUCCGCCACUCUGCAGGCCAGAGACACAGAGGGCAAUCCUGGCACCACAGUACUGGAGAUCACUUUGACUGACAUCAACGACCAACACCCAGUCAUCAACAGAGACUACUACAAGGAGUUUGUGAAAGAGGGUCAAGACAUUGAAGUUUCAAUAGAGGCUACUGAUGCAGAUGACCCUGAUACAGUAAAUGCCCAAAUUGUAUAUGGAAUUUUACCGAGCAGAUACAGUGAUAACUUCACCAUCGACCCUAACACCAAUGUGUUAAGAAACAUCGGUGAGCUUGAUCGUGAGGCUGUAGAUCGAAAGCUGAAUGGGACUAUCGAGCUCGUUGUGACUGCUACUGACAAGGGUAUUCCCCCACUGAGUGACACAGUCACAGUUAUCAUCAAUGUAGAGGAUAUCAAUGACAACUCACCACAAUUUCAAGCCUCCUAUUACAAAUUUUCUGUCAAAGAAGGACAAAAAGGUGCCUUUGUGGGUUGUGUUCAUGCUGAGGAUUUGGAUCAAACGAAUGAAUUUAACCGCAUAUCUUUCAACAUCAUUGAAGGAAGCAUUGGCAGCUUCAUGAUUCGCACCUCUGCAGAAGAGCGGGGUUACAGGGGAAACAUCACAGUGGACCCUGACGUUGAGCUGGACUACGAGAGCGCUCGCAAGUUUUACAAACUGCAGGUGGAGGCGGCAGAUAUGGAUCAGAAGAAAGCUGUAGUGACAGUGGAUGUGUAUGUGGUAGACGUGAAUGAUGAGAGGCCAGAGUUCCUGCCAGCAGACCUUGUGAGAGUGAAGGAGAACUCCACCAUUAGCAGGGUUGUUGGAAGCUUUACAGCGGUGGACAAAGAUGGAAACCACUCACUGGUCUACGAGCUGGAGUCCGUCAAAUGCAGAUGUAAUGGCUCUUGGACGCCCUGUAGCUGGUUUAUCCUGGAUCCUACAGGGGAUGUCAGAGUCAACCCUGAGCACACGUUGGAUUAUGAACAGUGUGACCAGGCUCAGGUGGAAGCUCAGGUGGUGGACGAGUACACAGAGAAAGGAAAGAACAACAGUGUCACAAACGGAAAAAUGGAGAUCCUCAUUGAAGACAUUAACGACAACGCUCCAGAAUUCAUUUUGUCAGAUUCUGUGUAUGUUGUGGUGUCAGAAAGUGCCAGCAAGGGGACAUCAGUUGCAAGAGUCACUGCUACAGACCGUGACUCUGGAGAUUAUGGGAAGAUUGAUUUUGCAGUAACAGCUGUCCAGUUUCGAGACACCCAAAAUGUUGUAACUGAAAAGAAGCUGCUGUUCAAGGCUGAAGCCACACAGCAACAGGACAUGUAUGAAGCACUUAUUCAAACUUCUGAGGCGCUUGAUACGUCACUGAAAGGGAAGUAUUUGGUAACAGUGAACGCAACUGACCACGGUGGCCUCUCCACCAGUACCAUACUGGAGAUUAUCACAGUUGACGUAUCAUAUAAAGUGGAGCUUGAAUUUAGACCUCCCCUGGCUGAAGUUGAAAAAAACAUUGAGGAAAUCAAAGGUGCUCUUAAAUAUGCCACUAAGGCUGAAGUGGAGAUAGCUACAAUCAGGGCUAACAAUGCCGAAACAGUCAGGGCUGCAGGUCAGACUAUUGUUGAUGCAUAUUUUGUCUACAAAAAUGGGACUGCUCUCACCUCUUCUCAAGUGGAAAAGGUCAUCUCUGAUCCUGAACACUCUGGUGUACUCAUAGGACUUGGCCUCUCAGACAUUGGGAACAUUCCGGAGGAAGAAGAGACAGACCCUGUGCAGUACAUCCUGCUGGGGAUAGUGGCAGGUCUUGUCAUUGUGCUGGCCGUCCUCACUACUUCACUCAUGUGCACUCGAAGAAACUACAGGAGGAAGCUGAGGGCAGCUAAAGCUAUGAACUCUGCAGCCAUGAUGACUUCUGACAACCAGAAAAGUGGUCCUGUGGUGCCUGGAACCAACAAGUACACCAUGGAGGGGGCUAAUCCUGUUCUGAACCUCAACAUUGACACUGCCAUGGUCCUGGAUAUGGAUGAGGAGAGCUCAGACGUGGACAAAGUCAGCCUCAACUCCCUGGACUGUAGCGAUGAUAUGAUUAACCCUGAAAAAGAAAAACCUAUGCAGAUGAUCAAGGAGGAGGAGGAGGAGGAUGACAGCGGGCCACCAGAGUACAUCGAGCCCCUGGGUGAAGCGCUGGCACAGCGGGGCAAGAAGAGAACCUCCAACAAUCCUCUCAUGGGUUUCAAUAACCCUGCAUUCAGCACUACAGACCUGUGAUGGAAACAAUAAAAGGAGAGAUGCUGACAGAGGCCAA
Messenger RNA from Plectropomus leopardus (leopard coralgrouper), 3985 nucleotides. NCBI's taxonomy places the organism in Eukaryota, Metazoa, Chordata, Actinopteri, Perciformes, Serranidae. The record is from RefSeq and is a predicted model, not a curated record.